ACGUGUUGGGAAAAAAUAGAUUUGACUACCUACUAAUGAAUUGCAGCUGGUCCUGCUCGAACAAAACCAAAGUGUUUAUCAGAUAAAAAGGUUAACAUAAGGCUCAAUUUCAAGCAAUCCUCAACCUGAUGUUGGCGUUUCACUCUCCCCAAACGACUCGACAACCUCCACUCCAUAACCGAUUUCCUCGUCCUCUCUCAAAACCCCCAAUUUGCUCUGUAACCUUAACCCCCUCAGUCACCACCACAGCUAACAUCAGCAGUCACAACAACAAUGUUCUAAUCCAAUCUAUAUGCAAACAGGGCAGCCUUAAAGAAGCCGUACAAGCUCUGUCCACGGAACCUCAUCCUACCCAGCGCACCUACGAGCUCCUUAUUCUCUGUUGCGUCCACCAAAACUCUCUCGCCGAUGCGCAUCGUGUCCACUCCCAUAUUUCCAGUAAUAGGUAUGGCCAAGAUCCUUUCCUGGUCACCAAACUCAUCACUAUGUAUUCGGAACUGGACGCCAUUGAUGAUGCGCGCAAGGUGUUCGAUAAGUCGCGCAAAAGAACCAUAUACGUUUGGAAUGCGCUCUUUAGAGCGCUUACCUUAGCAGGUAAUGGAACCGAGGUGAUGAAUCUUUAUCGUCUAAUGAAUCGGACUGGAAUCUCGUCUGAUAGAUUCACCUAUACAUAUGUGCUUAAGGCUUGUAUUGCUUCUGGGUAUCUGAUUUCACUUCUGAAUAAGGGAAAAGAAAUCCACGCAAAUAUUUUGCGAUGUGGGUAUGAAAAAAAUGUCCAUGUUAUGACUACUUUGUUGGAUAUGUAUGCAAGAUUUGGCUGUGUUUCUUAUGCAAAUUCUGUAUUUGGUCUGAUGCCAGUGAGAAAUGUGAUUUCUUGGAGUGCAAUGAUCGCUUGUUUUGCAAAGAAUGGGAAGCCAUUUAGGGCACUGGAGCUUUUUCAGAAAAUGAUGCUUGAGACUCAUGAUUUAAAGCCAAAUUCAGUGACAAUGGUUAGUGUUCUUCAAGCCUGUGCAGCUCUGGGUGCUUUGGAGCAAGGGAAGUUGAUUCAUGGCUAUAUACUUAGAAGGGGCCUUGAUUCAAUUUUGCCAGUGGUAAAUGCUCUUAUUACAAUGUACGGAAGUUGUGGUAAGCGUAAUUUGGGGCAAAGAGUUUUUGAUCGCAUGGAGGAGAGGGAUGUUAUUUCGUGGAACUCAUUGAUUUCAGCUUAUGGACUUCAUGGAUUUGGGGAGGAGUCGAUUCAAAUUUUCCAAGAAAUGAUCUGCAACGGAGUCUCGCCAAGUCCCAUAUCGUUUGUUAGUGUUUUGGGAGCCUGCAGCCAUUCAGGUCUUGUUGAGGAAGGGAAGAUGUUGUUUGAUUCAAUGCAUAAAGAGCAUAGGAUAUAUCCUAGCACUGAGCAUUAUGCUUGUAUGGUAGAUCUCCUUGGUCGUGCAAACAGGUUAGAGGAGGCAGCUAACAUCAUAGAGGACAUGAGGAUUGAACCAAAUGGUAAAGUUUGGGGUUCACUCCUUGGCUCGUGUAGGAUUCAUUGUAAUGUUGAGCUAGCAGAGAGAGCUAGCAGUAAGCUAUUUGAGCUUGAACCAAGAAAUGCUGGAAAUUACAUACUUCUAGCUGAUAUUUAUGCAGAAGCUGAGAUGUGGGAUGAGGUGAAGAAAGUAAGGAAACUGUUGGAGACUCGGGAAUUGCAAAAGGUCCCUGGUAGAAGUUGGAUUGAAGUUGAAAGGAAAAUGUACUCUUUUGUUUCGGUUGAUGAGUUCGAUCCACAUAUUCAAGAGAUACAUGCAUUUCUGAUUAAAUUGUCCGCAGAAAUGAAGGGAAAAGGCUAUGUACCUCAAACUAAGGUUGUGCUUUAUGAUCUCGACGAAUCAGAGAAGGAAAGGAUUGUGUUGGGUCAUAGUGAAAAACUAGCUGUAGCAUACGGUCUCCUAAACACCAGUAAGGGGGAAACCAUUCGGAUCACCAAGAACCUGAGGUUAUGUGAAGACUGUCAUUCAUUUACCAAGUUCAUUUCUAACUUCGCGAAUAAAGAGAUUCUGGUUCGAGAUGUUAAUCGGUUUCACCAUUUUAAAAAUGGGGUAUGCUCAUGUGGAGAUUACUGGUGAUAUUAAUCAGAAAUGAUCUGUAUUGGAGAUGGCGUUGAGUGUUGACAUUUGUAUACCAACAUCUGGGUUUAAUCGAACAAUGGCAUUUGCUUUGUGUUUCUGCAUUACAAAUGAAUAUGUACUUCAGAG
Molecule: messenger RNA, 2228 nt
Organism: Rubroshorea leprosula
Lineage: Eukaryota; Viridiplantae; Streptophyta; Magnoliopsida; Malvales; Dipterocarpaceae
Source: the annotation of a GenBank genome assembly